This is a messenger RNA of Nicotiana attenuata, 1860 nucleotides long. Its product is annotated as protein PIN-LIKES 6-like. The transcript has 11 exons. Gene Ontology annotation, biological process: endoplasmic reticulum to cytosol auxin transport. Bases 337 to 1557 code for a protein of 406 amino acids. Lineage: Eukaryota; Viridiplantae; Streptophyta; Magnoliopsida; Solanales; Solanaceae. Gene Ontology annotation, cellular component: membrane. The record is from RefSeq and is a predicted model, not a curated record.
GCAAAUUAAAACGUUGUACAUCAAUCAUUUAACUUUUGAAUCAUUUUCUUGUCAUGAAUAUUCGCUAAGCUGUACAAAUAUCUCCUUUAUUAUACCCUUUUGGAUGAUUGCUUUCCUUCCUCACCUUUUUUUCUUUUGGUGGGUUUAUUUUCACGACUUAAAACUCUUAUUUGCAUGUCAGUAGACUACAAUGGCCUGAAAGUUCCCCUUUUUGGUAGGUCUGCUUUUUUAUUAAGGAUCAUGGUUUCUACAACAUCCAUCAAUUGUCAAUCUGUAGCAACAAAAGGAGCAAAAAGCUCAACUUUGUAAAAGAAUCUGAAUCUUUAGCAGUAAAAGAUGGAGUUUCUUCUGCAAGGAGGAGAGUCUUUAAUUGGGACCAUUAGGAUUGCUGUUUUGCCCAUAGCAAAAGUUUUUACCAUUUGCUUCAUGGGAUUUCUCAUGGCCUCCAAGUAUGUUAAUAUCUUGCCAGCCAAUGGAAGGAAGCUUUUAGAUGGGUUGGUGUUUUCACUUUUGCUCCCAUGUUUGAUGUUCUCUCAACUUGGACAAGCCAUUACUUUUGAGAAACUGCUUCAGUGGUGGUUUAUCCCUGUAAACGUUGUCAUUGCCACCAUAUCUGGUUCUAUUAUAGGUUUAAUUGUUGCCACAAUUGUACGCCCGCCAUACCCCUAUUUCAAGUUUACCAUUAUACAGAUUGGAAUUGGGAAUAUUGGAAAUGUACCUCUAGUCCUGAUUGCAGCAUUAUGUAGAGAUAAUGAAAAUCCUUUUGGUGACUAUGAGAAAUGCUCUCGAGAUGGAAAUGCAUACAUCUCAUUUGGCCAGUGGGUUGGUGCAAUUGUCGUGUACACCUAUGUAUUUCAUAUGCUCGCACCUCCUCGUGAAGGUACCUUUGAUGUUGAAGAUGGAAAUAGUCACAUCAAGACUCCUAACAAAGAUAGCCAUCCAAUGGGUUGUUCCACAGAGAAAGUUCCAUUACUCACAACAGCUGGCUCAAGUUCUUCAACGGAAGAAAAGAGUAAAAGUUUCUUUAAAUUUCUCUAUGAGAAACUGAAACUCAAGCAAAUCAUUCAACCGCCCAUUAUAGCUUCUAUCCUAGCUAUUAUCAUAGGCUGUGUGCCAGUCCUAAGGCGACUGAUAUUUACUUCUGAUGCUCCAUUUUACUUCUUCACUGACAGCUGUUUGAUUCUUGGGGACGCCAUGAUUCCCUGCAUAUUGUUGGCUUUAGGAGGCAACCUUGUUAAUGGACCAGGAACUGGAAGUGCAAAGCUUGGUCUAAAGACAACUGCUGCCAUUAUUUUUGGGCGGCUGCUAUUGGUUCCUCCAACUGGGCUUAGCAUAGUUAUGUUAGCUGAUAAGCUUGGCUUUCUUCCCCCUGAUGAUAAAAUGUUCAGAUUUGUUUUACUUCUUCAGCAUACUAUGCCCACAUCUGUACUUUCUGGUGCUGUUGCUAACUUGAGAGGAUGUGGGAAAGAGGCAGCUUCUAUCUUGUUCUGGGUUCAUAUCUUUGCUGUGUUCUCUAUGGCCGGAUGGAUCACCCUCUAUCUCAACAUACUCUUUUGAAUCAUAAACCAAGGAACGAUUUUGAUGAACAUAUUUAUAUUCCUCUCCUAAGAUUCUUCCACCUUCUCCAAAGUUGCUGCUUUUAUGCCAUCAUUGUUAAUAGUUACUUGAGAAGAUGUAUCUAGUAUGUAGGAACACCAGCUACAAACUAUAAAUAACUAGUUGUACAAACAAUAAUAUUAAAAUAUAUGUACGAUACAAGCUCUGACUUAAUAAAUUAUUGUAUGUAAGAGGAUUAGAUAUUAUUUGAAUAACGAAUAUUCGUUACAUAAAUACAAUUAUCAUACCAAAUAUUCAACUUGA